AUGUCAGAUGACGAAACAGAUAAAGAUGGUAUUGAUAAAAAUGAGAUUAAAGUAGAUGACAAUACAGAUAAGGUAGAUAAGUUCUGGUAUAGGUUAUUGCUUCAAGGUGAAGACUUAAUAGUGGAUUAUUAUUCGAAGAUAAAGAGAUGUAACAAUGUUAUCAAGCUCUGUAAAAAUUAUCUUAGAGAAGUAUUCCAUAAAGGAUUGUUACCAAAAAGUCAAAAGUAUAUCACAAGAUUUAUAUAUUAUUAUGAUCACGAUCUUGAUUCUGAUAAAAUGGUAGAAAUGCUUAUUCAAGCUGAAAAGAAAAAUGUAUCUAAUUUUAUUACUGCAUUUAGUGAUUAUCUUAGUCAGACUAAUAAUGUUCAGAUUUUGACCCAAUCUGGAUUUUCUAAUAAUAAUUUCCCUGAAGGUGCUUUGAUUAUUUCUGCUUUUUUAAAUCUAGAAUUAAUGAGAUCCUAUAUGCAGGGGUGA
Molecule: messenger RNA, 474 nt
Organism: Funneliformis mosseae
Lineage: Eukaryota; Fungi; Glomeromycota; Glomeromycetes; Glomerales; Glomeraceae
Source: the annotation of a GenBank genome assembly